Colletotrichum godetiae is the source of this 720-nucleotide messenger RNA. RefSeq lists its product as uncharacterized. The record is from RefSeq and is a predicted model, not a curated record. The transcript has 4 exons. Lineage: Eukaryota; Fungi; Ascomycota; Sordariomycetes; Glomerellales; Glomerellaceae. Bases 1 to 720 code for a protein of 239 amino acids.
AUGUCAGCCACGCGCACGCCAGUACAAAGUAGCCUGCGCCUCUUCCAUCUGGCGGCCCCCCCGGCAGUGUCGCUAGUUCGAGCACCCACGCCAUCGAAUAGUGCAAGCGGCCACUUGGUACUGGGAUGCGCGAGGGUGAUGGCCUAUGAUGACAGAGCGGUGGCUCUUCAAAGCUGCGGAAGAUUUCGAGUGGCCAGUGAAGAAGCGCAUCACCUAGCAUCUGUCAUUCAAUGCAGUGCGUUUUGGGCGUGCAGCGCCGCCAGCUGGUACAAGGUGCGGCAGGUCUGCGACACGCCUACGCCGGGUGCUGCUGCAGAGCCAUUGGAAAAGAAGCAGUAUAGGUGGCAUGGCCCAAGGACUCAAAGAGGGACGGGGUGGGUUGGUCUGGAGUCGAGGGCCGCGAGAGGAGCCAAGCGCAGCGGGAGACGCUUUGCUUUUCUGACAUGGCCGGACGAUUGUUUGGCAGAAGAAGAGCCCCUUCCAAAAGCUGGCCCGUUAGCUGUCCUUCACUUCCCACCCUGCAGCUUUGAUGCUGACUACUCGCCCACGGCCGAGGCGGAUGAGCUGAGCUACGUGGCCGAGACUUGGCUGGAGAGUCUUUUGAUUCUGUGCGUUGGUGAAGUCAGGGACGGGGGCCAUAUGCCAGAUUCGGAUCCGGAAGAAAGAAAGCUGGUGGUGGUGGAAGUAGUGGUUGAGUCGAGGACGGAGCUACACCGAUAG